GAAGCUGCGACUGCAACGUGAAACCUUCGUAUCGAAUGGCCGAUUACCAGCGAUCUGUACAACAAUGCCGUUUAUAGACUAUUAUAAAAAUACAGGCUGAAUCCGUAGGUUGUAAUCCAAUAUCUAGUUCAGAAUUAUGGAAAUCUACUGCUUUUCCAUUUGAAGGAACUCGCAGUAAUUAUUACUUGUAGUUGUAGGUCCACACAGUUUUCUCCUCUAUGGAAGACCUUAUAACUGAAAUGAAUCGCAGUGGACAAUACCGUUUGUGUCAGUUGUUACAUCUACGAAUCUGCACUGACCAAUAUGGAGAUUACUCAUACUACGAUCAUGCCCAUGAAAAGGCCAACCACCGGGAUGAUCGUUACAUAACGGUUAGUGUAUCCGAUAAUCCGCCAUGGAAUUUCGAAAGUCCCCCUAAUUCUGGAUGCUUUUGCGGAGUGUCCAUUAGCAUUCUGUCCAUUAUUUCCAAGGAGUUGAAUUAUCGAUUCCAGCUGAUUUUUGCCAAGUCACCGCUAAACAAGUUUAGGACAUCGGACAACGUGUCGUACGAUGGCUCGCCGGCCGACGUAUUAUUAGGCAACGUCAUGAUGAGCGCGUGUCCGCUGGCCGCCAAUCCGGCACGUGUCCGCGAUUUCGAACUGAUUGCCGGAUACAUCACACGUGAUUACUACAUUUCCGUGCACAACCGGUCUUUCCUCGAUGCUACCAUGACGUCGCAACCCAUCUUGACGACGUUGGUGUGGAAUUCGCUACAGGAACUCUGGCCGGGAAUGCUGGUGGCUGCAUUCGGAUUGGGAUGCGUGACACUGGUGACAAACCACAUAACAAAGCGGUUAAUCAAUAGGCGCUACCAUAAACCCGUCAGCGGUGGAACUGUGAUAUCUGUUCAGGGUGACAGCGCAUUAAACAGCGAAUCGAUGUGGGAUCGGUUUGUAUUUAUGGGACAGGAUGCCUUACAAGUUGGCUUCAAGAUCGCGGCUAGUAUUUUCAAGCAGUGUGAACGUUACCGACCUGGGCGUUUCCACGGAACAAAUCUCGCCGGAUUAAUUUUGCUAAUGUAUUCGCUGGUAACUUCCAGUAUAAUGGAUGCCCGGUUAAGUUCUAGUUUGACGGCAUCACCAUUUGUACCACCAUUUCAAAGUGUGUCGGAAUUCGUCACUUCCAAUUUCGUGCCACUACUCCAAGCGGGAACGAUACAACUUGCUUUAAUGAACAGCAGUGGUUUACGCGAAGUGCUCCCGAAAGUGAUGAUCUAUGACUCGGGAAGCUCUGUGGACAAGUUUGUAGACUAUGCGACAACGCUAUCGCAGACCAGCAAUAUUGCCUUGAUUGCCACGGAAGAGACGGCGGUGUUCCUCAAAGGAGGAUUCAUCCCGGUUACACCAACAAACCUUUUUGGUUUUAUUGCCAUUUUCCAGCUGCCACACCAAUCGCCCUUUGCGCGGAAUAUUACUGAACUGUACGCGCUGCCGUUUGCAUGUAUAACCAUUUUCGUUAACAUGUCUGAUUUAUUAGCAAAGAUGCAUCAUGCACUGCAGUUUACUGUAUAUCUAGAAUGGACCGUCUAGCCAAAACUGGGAUUCUACAACAUUUCAUCGAUCUUCACAAAACCAUUGGCUACGCGGCGCACCGAGAACCUAUGAAAUUCCAACUGCCACCAGUCAAUAAAGAUAACAAUAACACUCCCAUUCGGAUCUUAGUUUUAAAAUCUACUCUUAAUCUAAUCUUGUCGAUGUUUGCCGUCAGUGGCCUUUUUCUCCUCGGCGAACUGUUUGUAAAAAGUCGAGAUGUUUGUUCAACCGAGAAAUAAAACGU
Molecule: messenger RNA, 1815 nt
Organism: Paramacrobiotus metropolitanus
Lineage: Eukaryota; Metazoa; Tardigrada; Eutardigrada; Parachela; Macrobiotidae
Exons: 4
Coding region: 219-1568 (449 amino acids)
Source: RefSeq, a predicted model, not a curated record